Molecule: messenger RNA, 1676 nt
Organism: Salvia splendens (bonfire salvia)
Lineage: Eukaryota; Viridiplantae; Streptophyta; Magnoliopsida; Lamiales; Lamiaceae
Exons: 5
Coding region: 411-1418 (335 amino acids)
Molecular function (GO): calcium ion binding
Source: RefSeq, a predicted model, not a curated record
AGUUGCUGAUUUUGGCUAAUGCGUUUGUGUAUGUGAUGUUUGGAGCUUCACAAAUGUGGUUGUGGUUGAGAUUUGAGAAGAUUGUUUGGAGCUUGUGAAGUUGGUGAUCUUGGAUUUUUUAAAUAGAAUGACUCUUGUUGGUUUUGGUGCAUUUUUGGCUCUAUUUUUUUUAUAAAGUUUUAAUCUUGGAGCAGUUACGAUUUUUAUAGUUGGUUUGUUUUUUGUGGAUUGGUUUUUGCUCCACUGAACUCAAAGAUUGGCCUUACAAAGUAAAAAAAUGAAGAGCAUUUUUCUGAAUCUUGGAUGGAAAAUUUGAAUGAUUUUGUUCGUUUUUUCUAGCCUCAAUGCUUGAGAAAUGUCUAGGGUGUUAAAUUUUUUUACUCAAUUUCCCUGUUUCUUGUAGUCAUUUAAUGAAAUUGCUAAGGUUGAAAUUUGUUAACUUUGGUAUAGCUGAGUGUUUGAUUAGAGAACAUGUGUAUAUCUUAGAUCCUACUACAACAUUAAGAGAGGGGGAUUUCUUUGAGAACCGAGUAUUGCAUUGGAACAAUAGUUGUGAGUCCUCACAGGUUCUUAAUGAGUUCACACAUGGUAAACAAGAAAAGAUAGGCAAGACUCAGUUCAAAGAGGUUCUCUCAGAUAUUCUACUAGGCAUGGCUGCAGGCUUGAAACGGGAUCCUGUCGUGAUUCUUAGGAUCGACGGUGAUGACCUCCUUGAGUUCAUCAACGGGCCCACCUUCGAGCCGGAGAUACUCUCCUUAUUCUCCGAGAUUGACUUGCCCGAAGGAUCACUCAAAGACUACAUCAUCAAGGCCUUUGAGAAACUCUCCGUUGAUCAAGGCGUGCCUCCGGCUACGGAUCCUUGGGUCAUGAGCAACAUUCUAGAGCCAGCCUUGGAGCCCUUGGGGGAUUCCCUUGAUGAGACGGUCUCACAAGAGACGUUUGUAGCUGGGUUCAAACAAGCAUCGGAGAAUGCAGCGAGCCUUCUCAAGGAGCAGCCGGCUAUCGUUGCUCACAGCCAGAAUACCUUUGAUGGGAGUGGCAUUAGAAGGCUCUUGUCUAAUAAGUUUGAGCUGGAUAAGGCAUUGGAUACUGCUCUGAAGAGUGUUCCGAGGGAUCGCCAUGGUAAGAUAUCAAAGGAAUUCCUGAGUGUCGCAGUUGAUAAUUUGGGUGCCUCGGCCGGCUUACCUCCUCUUGGCGCUGUUGAGCAGAUGGAUAACAUAGUCACGGAAGCCAUAAAAAUGUUUGGUGGUGAGGAUGGGAAGUCGGUGAAGGAAGAAGAGUUCAAGAAGCUACUAACCGAGGUUCUCGGGAGCAUCAUGCUACAGCUCGAGGGCAAUCCUGUCUCGAUCUCAAUAAACUCGGUGGUUCAUGAGCCGUUGGCGUCGUCCUCCACCCUCCUGCAGCCUUCGUCGCCGUGAUGUGUGUAAAUGAAACUCAACCCAACUCAACUGAUGGAGACUUGUAAUUUUUUUGACUCUGUUAAGUGAUGAGGGUUGGCUAGUUUGGAUGGAGCUGAAUAUAUAUGCUGUUGCUUAAACAUGAUCAUUUAAUGAUCAGUUAACUCUUAAUUACGCUCCCUAAUUAUGUUACCAGAUUCUUUAUUUUCUUGCUUUUGUUGUUGAUGCAUGUAACUUUUAUGGUGUUCAAGAAUUGAAGGUGUCUUUCACUCUUGUUUA